Molecule: messenger RNA, 2418 nt
Organism: Penicillium mononematosum
Lineage: Eukaryota; Fungi; Ascomycota; Eurotiomycetes; Eurotiales; Aspergillaceae
Product: chloride channel protein
Exons: 9
Coding region: 1-2418 (805 amino acids)
Biological process (GO): chloride transport; intracellular copper ion homeostasis; transmembrane transport
Cellular component (GO): membrane; Golgi apparatus; early endosome
Molecular function (GO): voltage-gated chloride channel activity
Source: RefSeq, a predicted model, not a curated record
AUGACCUCUACACGCCCCUCCCCGACCUUUGACAGGUCUGUUUCAGUUUCAAGGGAGCGGCGCAGCUCGCGAUUGCCAUCCGGUCGUUCUAUUCCCUCCCCCAUGGACCCACGAGCCGAUUCCGACAACCAAGAAGCACCCGCCAUUCCAGAAGAGAUCAGUGGGAUCAAGCGAUAUGAAGAUUUUACCACAAUAGACUGGGUCCAAGAUGCAGUCUAUGAGCAGUCACGGCGGCGCGCGAAACGGCGCAGUGGCACUGGGUUUUGGGAUCAGGAAGGCAUCUUUGGCUGGAGACGGAAAAUGUACGAGUCAUACGACGCAGGCCAAGCAUGGCUUGUGGUUACGCUUGUGGGCAUGGCAAUCGGAUUGAACUCGGCGGUGCUCAAUAUCAUCACGGAAUGGCUCUCUGAUAUUAAGCUGGGCCACUGUACUACCGCAUUCUACCUCAAUGAGUCGUUCUGCUGCUGGGGCGCCGAGAAUGGCUGCCCAGAGUGGAAACAUUGGACUUCAUGGUGGUUGUUAAAUUAUGUUUGCUAUUUCUUUGGCGCGUUGUUACUUUCAUCCAUCGCCGCAGUCCUCGUCAAAUCAUUUGCGCCGUACGCCGCAGGCUCUGGUAUCUCAGAGAUCAAAUGCAUUAUUGCUGGCUUCGUCAUGAAGGGCUUCUUAGGCGCCUGGACUCUUCUAAUCAAGUCAAUUGCCCUUCCACUAGCUAUUGCAUCGGGCUUGUCUGUUGGAAAAGAGGGCCUAGCGUGCAUUUUGCUACGAGAAGAAAUCUUGACUGCCUCAGCGGCAGCUGGUGUGGCUGUCGCUUUUGGCAGUCCAAUUGGAGGCGUGCUGUUCUCCCUGGAGGAAAUGGCAAGCUAUUUCCCCCUGAAGACUCUUUGGCGCAGCUAUUUCUGUGCGUUGGUGGCAACUAGUGUGCUAGCGGCCGUCAAUCCUUUCCGAACUGGCCAAUUGGUCAUGUUCCAAGUGGAGUAUGAUCGCACAUGGCACUUUUUCGAGUUCAUCUUCUUUAUUGGCAUCGGUGUCUUCGGUGGACUUUACGGUGCAUUCGUAAUGAAAUGGAACCUUCGAGUGGCCGCAUUCCGCAAGAAAUACCUCUCACAGUGGCCUAUAACCGAGUCGGUUGUCCUUGCAGCACUCACUGCGAUACUGUGCUACCCCAACAUGUUUCUAAAGAUCAACAUGACGGCAAUGAUGGAGAUCUUAUUCCGCGAAUGCGAGGGUGGCCAUGACUAUAAUGGACUAUGCGAGUCCAAGAACCGAUGGCCGAUGGUCUUCUCAUUAGCUAUUGCGACCGUUCUUCGCACUGGUUUGGUGAUUAUUUCCUACGGAUGCAAGGUGCCAGCGGGUAUCUUCGUGCCAUCCAUGGCCGUCGGGGCUUCAUUUGGCCGCAUGAUUGGAAUCAUGGUACAGGCAUUACAUGAAUCGUUCCCCCAAUCGGCAUUCUUCGCUUCGUGUGAGCCAGAUGUUCCUUGCAUUACACCGGGGACAUACGCGUUUCUGGGAGCUGGGGCAGCCCUCAGUGGGAUCAUGCAUCUGACUAUUUCUGUAACGGUCAUCAUGUUCGAGUUGACUGGCGCACUGACUUAUAUCCUACCGACCAUGAUCGUGGUAGGCGUCACCAAAGCCGUUGGCGAUCGAUUCGGCAGUGGCGAACACGUCUUCAACGUGCCUGUAUCCCACGCAAUGACCACAGGCCCACUCUCAGUACCAGCAUCGGAUUUCCCCGUGCGCGAAGCAGAGCAUCUCCUCACCGACAACAAAUUCCAAGGCUUCCCUGUCGUGGAGGACCGCACUUCCAAGACUCUGGUCGGAUACAUCGGCCGAACCGAGCUCCGGUAUGCCAUCGACCGCGCCCGCAACCAGGGACUGGUCGCGCCAAACGCCCGGUGCGUGUUCACCAAAGACGCAGCCGAGGCAGCCGUUGCGCGCAGGGCAUCCGUCUCGCAAACCUCCCGGUCAUCGGAUACAUUCGAUGCAAUCGAGAGUACCGUAGGGGCUUCUUUCGUCGAUUUCUCGCGAUACGUCGACCACACACCGCUGACGGUUCACCCGCGUCAUCCUCUCGAAACGGUCAUGGAGAUCUUCAAGAAGAUGGGCCCGCGUGUCAUUCUCGUCGAGCACCGCGGCAAACUCACCGGCUUGGUUACGGUCAAGGACUGCUUGAAGUAUCAGUUCAAGGUCGAAGCCGAGGAACAUACACUGGCAGCAACGAGUUCUUCUGAACUUGGUGCGCUUGGUGGACACCUGAAUACCCCUGCCUCUGAAACACUGGAAGACCGCUUGUGGCGGCUCAUUCAGACCGUGGCUGGGUUUGUAUCUGGUAAGGUCUCUGGCCGGCCGGUCCGGCCGCGUGACCGCACUGUACCUGAGACAAUCGGAGCCGUCGGAUAUCCUAGAAGGAAGGGACGAUGA